AUGGCGAAGAAAAGCAAAAAGUCGGCUGAGCACAAAGAGCGGGUGGCUGCGAAACAGUCGAAGAAGACCGCGCAGAAGGAGAAAAAGUCCAAGGCCAAGGGCAAAGACGUUGAUAGCGAUGCCGAGGACGCCGACUUGGACGCCAUCCUGGCCCAAUAUGCUGAAGAGCAAGCUAAGUUUCUGAAGGUCACUGAGGUCCCGUCGGGUUCUCCUUCACCGCGAAGCUCUGCGACUAUUCUGGCAUCGCCGUCCAAUCGCAAUGAGAUCCUUCUGUUCGGCGGCGAGUACUUUGACGGCACCCACGCGUCGUUCUUCAACAACCUCUUUGUGUAUCAGAUCGACCGAGGCGAGUGGAAAGAAGUAACAAGUCCCAACAGCCCACUUCCUCGCAGUGGACAUGCCUGGUGUCGUGGCGGUAAUUCUGGAGGCGUGUAUCUGUUCGGAGGUGAAUUUUCGUCACCCAAACAAGGCACCUUCUAUCAUUACAACGACUUCUGGCAUCUGGACCCGGCCACUCGCGAAUGGACUCGCCUCGAGAUCAAGGGCAAGGGCCCCCCAGCGAGAAGUGGCCACCGAAUGACCUACUUCAAGAACUACAUCAUUCUCUUUGGAGGAUUCCAAGACACAUCCCAACAGACCAAGUAUUUACAAGACCUGUGGAUCUAUGACUGCGCCAAGUACACCUGGUUCAACCCACCAUUGACCACGGCUUCCCAGAAGCCUGAUCCUCGCUCAUCAUUCUCUUUCUUGCCACAUGACACUGGUGCAAAGAUGGCCCUGAAACCCAUGGUCCAUCAAGACACUUGGUUCCUGAGGAUCACACCCCCAGAAACAGAGUCGGCGGCGACUUCGACUGGUCCAGCUGUCCGCUGGGAGCGUAGGAAGAAGCCUGCCAACACGCCCAACCCGCCUAGAGUAGGCACUACAAUGGCUUACCACAAGGGUCGCGGUAUCAUGUUUGGAGGCGUUCACGAUGUAGAGCUCACCGAAGAGGGCAUGGACAGUGAAUUCUUUGACACGCUAUUUGCAUGGACGACGGAUCGCAAUCGAUUCUUCCCGUUGUCUCUUCGUCGUCCUCGUACAGGUGGCAAGAAACAGCAACCUAACCAAGCGAACAAGUCACGCAACCGUGCCAAGGUCAACGAAGAAGAACUUCUGGAAAAUCUCAAAGCUCUCGAAGCAAAGCAAGGACUGCGCACGUCUGAAUCAGACGACGAGGAUGACUUCAUGAAGCCGAAGGAGGAGGAGGAAGAGCCUUCUGAACCCUCUCGGCCUUCUAUCGUGCGAUUCGAAAUGCCACACAAGAGAUUCAACGCUCAGCUCACUGUGCAAGACGACACCCUGUUCAUUUACGGGGGCACAUUCGAAAAGGGUGACCGAGAAUUCACAUUCAACGACAUGUACUCGAUUGAUCUAGUGAAGCUUGAUGGCGUAAAGGAACUGUUCUACGUUGAGCCCACGAACUGGAACCUCCUGAACGAGGAAGACAGCGACGAAGAGAUGGACGACGAUGAAGAAGAAGAAGACGACGAGGAAAUGGAGGAUGAAGCAGGAGACGCAAUGUCUCUCGACACCUCAUCACCAGCACCGACCGAGCUUACUGUGCCAUCCGUCACGCAAGGUAUGGAGCAACUCGAAGUCGAGGAAGAGCAGGAUGCAGAUCAACCAGCAGAUACUCGUCCGCAGCCUCGACCCUUUGAGAGCUUGCGAGAGUUCUUCAGUCGAACGUCUGAGGAUUGGCAGAACAUUCUUCUCGAGGUUCUUGCAUGGAAGGGCCAGGCUGAAAAUAAGUCAGUCAAGGAGAUUCGAAAGCUGGCCUUUGACAUGGCGGAAGAAAAGUGGUGGGAUAGCCGGGAGGAAAUCCUUGCCCUGGAAGAUGAGCAAGAGGCAGCAGGCAUCGGAGAGGUCGUCAGCAUGCAGGACCGUGCUGAGACUGUUGGUGGCGCCGGCCGGCGCCGUUAA
Messenger RNA from Penicillium diatomitis, 1962 nucleotides. RefSeq names its product putative Kelch repeats protein. Gene Ontology annotation, molecular function: protein binding. The coding region runs from base 1 to 1962 and encodes 653 amino acids. NCBI's taxonomy places the organism in Eukaryota, Fungi, Ascomycota, Eurotiomycetes, Eurotiales, Aspergillaceae. The transcript is spliced from 4 exons. The record is from RefSeq and is a predicted model, not a curated record.